UUUGCUUUGACAAUGUCUAAUGCAAUAUGCAAAAGUUUGAGAUCGCCAGUAAGGAAUCUGGCAUCUUUGAAGAAAGCCAUCUCAACCUCACUAGUACAUAAUGAGACUAUAUUAGUUAGGAAUAAUGAAGAGUUUAUUAAUAAGGUCAUGAACAAUGAUAAACCUGUGAUAGUGAAUUUCCAUGCGGAGUGGUGUGAGCCCUGUAAAAUACUGACACCACAGCUGAAGCAACUAAUCGAACCCUUGACAGACCUAGAUCUAGCUGUUGUGGAUGUCGAAGACAAUGCCGAUUUAGUUCACACUUUUGAGGUAAAGGCGGUUCCCGCAGUUAUAGCAAUAAAGAACGGAUUAAUAGUGGACAAGUUCAUAGGCUUAGUGGAAACCGAUAUGAUCACCUGUCUUAUUAACAGGAUGUCGGGUAAAAAGAAGGAGGGCACAUAGACUUUACACAGUAGUGUUUUAAUCCAAUAACAAUCACACAGUAAUGUUUAAAAGAAUGGUUCCUUCCGCAAACAAAAUGUUUUAUUGUGUUACUUUUUGUACAUUAAUUAUUAGUUAAUAUUUUACUUUCAUUGUUUUAACUAGUAAUCGUAGUGAAUCGUACGGAUUAAUCUUUGGAUAUAAAAUUAUUCUAAUACAGCUAGCGGCAAUGUUACAAAAAAUAUGUAAGAUAAGUUGCACACAUUCUCCGGACACUUCAUGUUACAGCUCAGUUUAGACUGUCUUUAAUGCCCCUUGACACUUAAGAUAGUAGAUCGCUGUCGUGGACCUAAUUAAGUUGUUGUUUCUGUAGUGCUAGAAAGAGAUAGUAGAUCUGCAACUUAUAAAAUAGUCCCUACAUUACAUUAUGCACGGAAUGAUUCUUUGGUGUGUUUCUAGAGUAACACUAGAUACGUGCAACUUAUUAUCUCUAGACGAUUUUUAGCCUAUUAUUCAGCCCCUCCCCUUACUCUUGAAGUCGUCGUAGCCUAAAGGAUAAGACGUCCGGUGCAUUCGUAUGUAGCGAUGCACCGGUGUUCGAAUCCCAGUUGGGUGCCAAUUUUUGUAAUGAAAUACGUGCUCAACAAAUGUUCACGGUUGACUACCACGGUGAAGGAAUAACAUCGUGUAAUAAAAAUCAAAACCCGCAAAAUUAUAAUUUGCAUAAUUACCGGUGGUAGGACCUCUUGUGAGUCCGCCAACGCACUCUGCCGUGUCCACCGACAUGUCGAGCCGUGGGCUCUUACCUCCAAACGCUAUUGCAGGAUUCAUGCGGGGCUUGGACAUGAGCAAUAGAGGACGGGUGAAUGUUACCAAAGAUUUCGAGGGUCCGGAUGUCGGGUGAUUGUUUGCCCAGACACAGCAAUUCAAGAUAUCGCCUCGAGCUGUAGUAGAGAGUUUUACUAAAAAAAAAGUUGUUUUUAGGACAUUCAAAAAUCAGAAAGAUUCUAAACAAAAUAUUUAAAUGUACGGUUAAUAAUCAUAUAAAUUUAAAAUUAAAAACUUACAAUUUUCACAAACUAAGCGAGUGACCAAAAUAAUUAAUUAGAAAAGCCUAAAAUGGUAAUAAUAUACUUUAAAAUUAAUGAUUAAUUCCGUAACUCGCACUUUGGUUUUUUUUUCAUACCACGAGAAUGUCUGGAUUUUUUUUCAUUUUUUGAUAUAAAAUUCUUUUUUAGAAAAUAAAACUAAACAUAUUUUCUUUAUUCUGCUCAUACAAAGUAUGUUUAAUAUACCGCUAAACAAAACUGCUAAAAUAAACCUUGGCUAGUCCUGAAAUGUCUGACUAUUUUAAUAAAGAAAUAUAUCGAUUUAAGUUAUAGAUAAAUUUUAAUUACAAAUAAAUAUAUGAAUUAAUCUAGAAAUGUUAUAAAGAUGUUUUUGUUUGCACACAAUAUGUAUCGAUAUAAAUGUGAUUUUUUGUGUUUGACAGUUUCAAGUGUCAAUUUGACACAAACUUCAAUGUACAAAUCGGUGGACAACCACAGUGUACGGUAGUAAACGGUAGUUAAGGUAGUAAAUAGUGUAAACAUACAACUAGUGCAAGGUCUAAAUGAUGUAGUAGGUACGAGAGAAUAAAAAAAAUUAAAUAAUCGAUUGUGUAUACGAAUUACUAAUUUGAUUUUGGAAUCUUGAUUUAACCAUGAAUUAAUAAAUGUAUCAUUAACUUUUGUUGAUGAUACAUUACGUCAGCAUUCGUAAAAAUGAAUGCUGACGUAAUGUCAAGGGUUUGCUGACGUCCGCCCAAGUAACCAUGAUAAUAAAUGAUAAUAGAAGAAUUUACAAUGUCUAGACCAGGGGUCGCCAAACAACGGACCGCGGUCCGCAUCCGGACUACACACUUGGUAAUAAAUAUCCAAACUACAAAAAUUUUCUUUCAAACUUCUUACUUUGUUUGGGUGAACAUAAAUUUGUGAAGUAGCAAUUUCGAAGAUGAACUUCAUAAAGAAAAAAGGAUUGUGUGGUUUUAUGAAACCACGGUAAAAGUGAAACUUUUUUUCACAUUAUAGACAUUUAACUCUGACAAACAACAUUCCCAUUAAACACUGACAAAAACAAACAAAAUAGCGUGGAGCACUGGCACAAAUGAGUAAUAGUCUAUACACUACACGUUCAGCUGCUGCGAGCUCUAGGCGCCGCCAUAUUGGCUGCUCUGACGAGCGCAUUUCACUUUAUCCCUACUCCGCGGCCGACCGUCACGCGACAUGCAACACACAGACGAAAAAGUUUGAGACGAAGUUUCACUUAAUAAGUGUCGAUCUCGAUUUACUGAUGCAAUGAAUCUUGCUUGCAAUUUUACUCGAAACCUCAAAACAAAAAGACCUCAACAAAAAAUUACAUUUAUCUUUUAUUAUUGAUAUGUAAAAAAAAUAUCUUUGUUAUAUUCGUAAUUACAUUUGUUUAAUAACUAUGUUUUCUAUAAAAUGUGCGAUUUCUCAAAAAGGACCCCAAGGGAAAUUAAUUAGUGAUCUCUGGUUUAGACAGUAAACAAUAAAUUUAAAAGAUUAGUACUAAUACGAUUUUUAAGUACACGUUUUUUAAGUUUACGAUCUACAAGUAUUCAAGGCAAUGGAUGUAUCGCAUUGUUGGUGAACCUUCAGACAUCUUUAUUCUGUUAAAUAUAUUUGAAUUUUAAAUCUAUACUUAUUUGUAGAUAAAUUAUGGUGUUAUUAAUGUCCGUUAAUAAAAACAAACUUCAAACGAGAAUCAAUCAAUUCUAGAUACUUACGAUGUCUAUAAUUUUAAGGGAAUUUAAAAGAGUUUGUAUUUAAAUGGGAGGCUAUUUAAAAUAUCUUUAGAUAAGUAGUGGCUCUGUUGAAAUAGUCUUCCCGAAUGCAUACGGGUAAAUAAAUAUUUCGAAUUCUUUAUCUAAUCAAACACACAUAUCUUGCUGCCUUCGAUUAAGUCUACGAAGCGACACUGCUGGAUGUUUCUUGACUUUAAUGUUCCUAAUUAGCUAAAUAUAUAAAAAUAUAGCAAUCUUAUAACUUUGCUUGAUUACAUUCAAGUGCUCAUUUUUAUAUUAGUGAAGUUUUGUUGAAAUAUAUUUUUCUUUUUUAAAUGUUAAUAGAAUUGCUUUUAUAUUUUCAUUGAAUUAAAAAUCCGAGGUUUCAGACGCUCAUAGCAAUUCAUGAAACAAUUUGUCCUGUUUCGUUACAAAUUGUUAAUGAAAAGGCAAUACGAGAAGUGAGUACCGUUCAGCACAUGAUUUAAUUAUAAACCACAAAAGGAACGAUAAGAAAAGAUAUCAAAACAAUAAGUAAGAUUUUAGUCACCAAAUAAAGAGCGCAUCGAAUUACGGCAUCAAAGUGAUGAGUGAGAUUCGCCUCUCGAUUGCGUGAUACCACUCGGCGAGUAAAUUCUAUGGAUAGUGUUGUUGUGUGUAAAACUUUUGAUAGUAUCCACGAAUAAUAAUAGUUGAUAGUAGUAAUAGUAUUUUUAUUUUAUAUGAUUAGGUUAAUGUGGGCGUCACACGGUCUGCAGUUUGUGUGUAGUUAGGGUCUAAUUCUAUCCGGGUGCUAAUCGUACACCUCUUAGUAUCUAUUAUCACUAAUUAACUAAUUUAAACAACACUUAAUUGGCAACUCCAAAGUUGGAUUAGCGUUAAGUCGUAAAUGGUAAAAUUUAUAGUUAAGUUUCAUAGUUUUGUGACCUAAUAGUUUAUAUUAGCGCAGUUAGGAUGUCUCCAAAUGAAAUUUUAGUAAAACCGUAAUGAGGAAAUCUAAUGGUUUCUUGUUAAUUUCGAAUGUUUCAAGAUAAUUAAUCGGCAUGGCUUCGGCAACCUGAUUUAUGAUUCAUUUGAAUAUAGGUCGAUAGUGUAUGGGUCCAAAUCGUAUGGGCUUACGUUUCACAUUGAACGGAAAGCUAGUUGAGAGAUACGUGUUUGGGGUCGUUGUUAGUAUUAAAGCUCAGAUUUCUUCAUUCGACGACUGAGCUUUGGAGCUUUUGUCAGGUUUGUGGUACGAGCUUAUUAUAUUAGUAGAUCGGGUCCACUGUUUGUUGUGAAAACCGCUCUCGCCGUCCAAUCAUGGUUGGCUAACUACUUGUAUAGUAAAUAAAAGAAUAGUAAUAUGCAUUGAUCAUCCUUCACCUUACAAAGAUUUAGUUUAAAAAAUGUAAUGUUAAUUUAAAAACUUUAUAGAUAGUUAAUUAAUGGGGGACAGGGCACAUUGUCUACGUUUGAUUCUAAUAAUUUGCAAAUUCUAAUUCAUUUUCUAUGUUUAACUUUGUUGUACAGUUCAGAUCGGAACCGUAACUAGAAUCUGGAUAGUACAGUACAUUGCGGCCUAAGUUUCCCACUAGUUUAAAUUUCUUUACCAAUAAUUAUGUCUACAAUGUGUGAUGUUCGACCAAAAAUAAUAUCUGGGUACUUGACACUGAAAUGACUGACGGAGCUUAUGUUUUUUUUUUGGUUUCCUAACUAUACCUUUAAUCCAAUACUGAAGUGUCUACGCGGCGUUUACUACGGUCAAUCUUUUAAAUAGGCAACCCGAAACGUCCCCAUAACGCUUAUUGUGUGCCUAUCGUGUGGCCGCUUAGAGCAGGGCCGGAUUUAGAGGUCUGGAGGCCUUGGGACAACAAAGGAGCGGAGGCCCCUUGCCCCAAAUUAUUCUCCAAAUAAAAUGAACAAUUUUUUUCAGUCGAAUUUUGAGAGUCCAAUAAAUAAUUUAUUGUGAAACCAUGUAGAUUCGAUUAAUAUUUAACAAACAUACAUAAAUAUAAUCGGAGACAAGAGUUAUCUGAAAUUAAAUUUCAGAGGAAAGUAAAGAUGUUAUCUAGUGUUUACUUGUCGGAAUUUGAAAGAUUUUUUUUUCAAAGUCUAUUGUGGGGGCCUCCCUAAAUCUGGCCCUGGCCUAGAGAAUGUCCCCGGGCCGCAUCGACGAUGUAACUGACAUGCCGUUAAAUUUACUAUAACAAAAUCUUGCUUAAAAACGUGUUAGUCUAAUAAAGAAUAGUUAUUACAAUAAAAAAUAUAUCCAUUUAGAAAAAAAUGUUACAAUUUCAUGCUGAAGGAUCGCAUUCUCUUGCCCGUCGGAAUAUUAUUUACUAAGGUAUUAAUUGUUAUAUUUUCCUAGUAUAUUUGUUGAACAGUAUCAGAUAAAUCUUUAGUGCUGCUUCUUGAAAUUUUUCAGUUCGUGAUUAAACUUAAUAAUCACUACGUUGUAAUAAACUAAUAAUUAAGAAAAAAAACGGAAUGCAAUUAAAUACUUUAUUAAGACACAUGAAAAUUGGUUUAUGUAACGAAAUAAGCUAUUUUUGAAUUUGUAUAUUUUUGUUUUAUUGAAUACAUUAUAUUUUUCUUGAAA
Messenger RNA from Bombyx mori (domestic silkworm), 5786 nucleotides. RefSeq names its product thioredoxin, mitochondrial. Gene Ontology annotation, biological process: cell redox homeostasis. Gene Ontology annotation, cellular component: mitochondrion. Bases 13 to 441 code for a protein of 142 amino acids. NCBI's taxonomy places the organism in Eukaryota, Metazoa, Arthropoda, Insecta, Lepidoptera, Bombycidae. The record is from RefSeq and is a predicted model, not a curated record. The transcript is spliced from 4 exons.